AUGAUCUUAUACCUGGAGUCUCUGGUACUCGUUGGGUUGUUGAUCGCAACGGCACGAAGCAUUUCAGUUGAGCAAAAUUACACAAUAUGUAACUGGGCUCGCUUGAGGGCUGGAGUGGUGCGGGAUGCUGUUUACCUCGACGGCGGUCUCCUUUGGUGGCAGACUGCCUUCGCAGAUGGAACUGCGCCCGUUGUGAGCAGUGAUGGUAACGUCGACGGGGACAUGUUUGUGCUGAACUUUUCGACUCCUUUUGAUACUGCCAAGACCAAUGUAUCGGGCUUGUUGAACCGGAUGGCGAAGGCGGGUGGAGCAGGAAACAACAUCGCGCCUAACUAUGUGGAUGGAACCAUGUUCACGAACGAUGGGGAAUUGUAUCUAUACGGUGGCCUACCUCGACUGACCGACUCUGCCUCGCCACAAAGCGAAGAGAGCAUCCUUGGCUACGAGGCCUACCAGUAUGGCCCGAACCGGGCUAGCUGGAGCCCUGGAUUCUACCAAGGAACUCUUCCCGAUGGGGUUACAAGAUACAUAACUAACGGCGCAGGAGUGUCUGCUCCGAGUGAAAACCUGGGAUUCUACUUCAGCGGCAUGCGAUCGCCGACAUGGGGACCAAUCUACUACGAGGACUCCUCCGCGAACGUGACCGCAAACACUCUUAUUGAGGUCGACAUGUCCGAAAUGAGGAACGAGAAAUGGACAAACAACACGCUUCCGGACAACAUCCCACCGCGCGCAAACGCCGAGUUGGCAUGGAUACCUGUAGGCGAGCAAGGCGUACUCGUGGCAAUUGGUGGUGUCACCGCGCCGGAAGAGAUAUGGCCAAUGGGUUUGAACAGUUCACAAAGUUCCGAGAGUGAAGCGCAAAGUCCAGGAUUCAUGACCUCUAUCCCCGUUUACGAUAUCGCCUCAAGCACUUGGUAUCUGCAAAAUACCACCGGCCAGACCCCGGGCCAACUGACAGAGUUCUGCUCUGUCGUAGCGACAGCAAAAGACUCGUCAUCGUUCAACGUCUACAUCUACGGCGGCUAUGACGGCCUGAACGCCGGUGAUGUACCAUCCGACGACGUCUGGGUCCUCUCACUUCCAGCUUUCCAAUGGGUCAAGGCAUACAGCGGCACUAAAUCUCACGGCCGUUCGGGCCAUCAAUGUGUCACUCCAUACCCGGAUCAGAUGUUCGUCAUUGGCGGUGUUCACCAGAACCAAGCCAACUGCGUCGAAGGCGGCAUUGUCCAGAUCUUCAACCUCAACACACUCGAGUUCCAAGAUACGUAUGACCCCGACACGUGGUCGGAGUACGAAGUACCUGGUGUCGUGUCCCAAGCAAUUGGAGGCAAUGGUGCCUCCGCAAAACGCGCCGCUACCCUCGAUGGCGAACUGGCUUCCAUCUUCGCCAAACCCUACUCCAAAACGAUCACGCAUUACUACCCCUACCCUGUUAACGGCUCAUCCGACGGCAGCUCUGGAGGCGGCGGGGGCUCCGGCGUCAGCAAAGGUGCCAUCAUUGGCAUCAGCGUUGCCGCCGCGGUGAUCGGCCUCCUGCUAAUCGUCCUCGUCAUCCUGCUCGUCCGCCGCCGUAGCAUCAUCCGCAGCGGCUCAUCCGAAAAGUCAUCCGGUUCGAGCAAUAGCCGGAUCUCACGCUGGCUCAACGGCGCCUCCUGCGCAUCAGCAGGUCACAAACGUCCAUCACCCCAGCAAUGGCAAUCCACGCAGGACUCCCGCCAAGAAGUCCAACAGAUCGGCCCCUACGCCGCCCUAUCCGACGAGUCAACACCUCCGCUGCAACCAGUCCGCCACGAAAUGGCCAACACCACCGAACGGCCCAAGCCCCCCUUCGAACUGGCCACAGCUUACAACGACCUCGACCACCCCCGCCACUCCGGCAUCGUCGACUACGCCUAUAACGCCAACUACGGCCACACGCACUCCAACUCCAACUCCACUUCCACCUCGGACGAGACCCGUCCCUCCCCACCAAGCAACAACACCCCCUCCCCGGCCAUGAUGGGCACGGGCGCCUCCCCGCUCCGCAACAUGCGCUUCCCUCCCGCCGGACCCGCCAGCGACGUCUCCCCUCCCAGCCAGGAGACCUCGAAUUCCGACUCCUCGAAUUAUUCUUCGACGGGCACGUCCGAGACCCUGGCGUGGCCCCUCCCCGGCAGCCAGAACACGUGGCGCGGACCUCGCGGUUCAAGACCACCCACCAGCACCAGUAACAACGCCAGUAGAAAUCCGUUUGAGGGCCAACACGAGCGCGAAAACAGCGAGAGUUCCUCCUCGGUCCAGCCGAUCAUGGAGGAGCAGGAACCCGACUCGCCACCCCACCAGAGCCGCGGGUUGUACCCUCCUGCUCAGGAGCUGCCGACCGAGAGAGAUGCAGGGCGGGACCAAGACAGGCGGUUCUCGUACCAGCACGGCAACGAGAGCGCGAGUAGCGGGAUAGGCACGCUGCCUAGUCCCGUGGUUACUACGCACGAAGGUGUCACUUUACCAAACCAGGACGAGGGCGCCAGGAGAAGUCUGUUCGAGACGAUCAGCCCGGUGAGUCCGACGGUGGCGAGGCAGUGGCAGUGGCAUGGGCAUGAGAGGCGAGGCUGA
Messenger RNA from Cladophialophora yegresii CBS 114405, 2595 nucleotides. RefSeq lists its product as uncharacterized. Lineage: Eukaryota; Fungi; Ascomycota; Eurotiomycetes; Chaetothyriales; Herpotrichiellaceae. The transcript is spliced from 2 exons. The record is from RefSeq and is a predicted model, not a curated record. Bases 1 to 2595 code for a protein of 864 amino acids. Gene Ontology annotation, molecular function: protein binding.